AUGGCAGACAGGCCGGCGCACAGGGGCCGAGGCGGCUACAGGGGUGGCCCCGGCGGCGGGCGCGGAGGCCGCGGCGGAGGCAGGGGCGGUAGGGACUCCCACGGCCACGGCGGCAGCGCGGACCACGGCGGCGACAAGGAGAGACCCAAGAAGGAGAACAUCCUCGACCUGGGCAAGUACAUGGACAAGCGGAUUACCGUCAAGUUCAACGGCGGACGAGAGGUUACCGGAACCCUCAAGGGCUACGACGCUCUGAUGAACCUGGUGCUGGACGACGGCCACGAGAUGAUGCGCGAUGACGAGGGCAAUGAGAGGACGCGGGCCCUUGGUCUCGUUGUUGUGCGCGGCACGCUUCUGGUGCUCGUCAGCCCCGUCGACGGGAGCGAGGAGAUCGCUAACCCUUUUGCAACCGAAGGCGAUGACUGA
Molecule: messenger RNA, 426 nt
Organism: Thyridium curvatum
Lineage: Eukaryota; Fungi; Ascomycota; Sordariomycetes; Thyridiales; Thyridiaceae
Exons: 3
Coding region: 1-426 (141 amino acids)
Biological process (GO): nuclear-transcribed mRNA catabolic process; mRNA splicing, via spliceosome
Cellular component (GO): U6 snRNP; Lsm1-7-Pat1 complex; U12-type spliceosomal complex
Molecular function (GO): RNA binding
Source: RefSeq, a predicted model, not a curated record